UCUCGGUGGACAGCUGGGCAGCCGGAGAUCUCCAGCGGGACAGGAGUGUGCCGGGUGCUGCCGAGCCUGCCACACGGACUUGGCCACCGCGGGAGCACAGCGACUCCAUCCUCGGAUUGGCAACCCGGAGCUCGGGCCGCCGUCAGGAAACUGAGGCCAGGGAGCCAUUGGGUGACUUCGUGGAUAUCACGACCCCGCUGGGAGUGACAGGCCGGACUCAGACCGGGCUGACCUGAGCAGAAGGAGAAGGAGAUCCUGCUGGCGAAGCGAGCGCUCUCUGAACCAAGGACACCAUGGCCACGUCAGCCCCUUUUCGGAGCCUGGAGGAGGAGGUGACCUGCUCCAUCUGCCUCGAUUACCUGCGGGACCCCGUGACCAUCGACUGUGGCCACGUCUUCUGCCGCGUCUGUACCAGUGACAUCCGUCCAGUCUCGGGCAACCGCUCCGUCUGUCCCCUCUGCAAGAAAUCUUUCAAGAAGGAGAACAUCCGGCCUGUGUGGCAGCUUGCCAGCCUGGUGGAGAACAUCGAGCGGCUGAAGGUGGACAAGGGCCGGCAGCAGGGGCAAGUGGCCCGGGAGCACCAGGAUGCCAGGCUGUGCGAGCGGCACCAGGAGAAGCUCCAUUACUACUGUGAGGACGACGGGAAGCUGCUGUGCGUGAUAUGCCGGGAGUCGCGCGAGCACAGGCCCCACACGGCCGUCCUGGUGGAGAAGGCCGUGCAGCCCCACAAGGACAAGGUCGUGAACCACCUGGGGAUCUUACGGAGAGACCGAGACAAAAUUCAGGGCUUUCAAACAAAGGGAGAAUCUGAUCUCACAACUUCCCUGAAGAAGCUGCAAGAGCAGAGGCAGAACAUCGUGGUUGAGUUUGAGCAAGGCCACCAGUUCCUGAGGGAGCGGGAGCAGCAUCUGCUGGAUGAGCUGGGGAAGCUGGAGCAGGAGAUCCUGGAGAGCAGGGAGAAGUACAGGGCCAGGACUGCUGCGGAGAUCGCCCGCCUCACCCAGGCCAUCACUGAACUGGAGGCCAAAGUGAAGCAACCUGCUGCGGAGCUCCUGCAGGACUCCAAAGACCUCUUGAGCAGGUACCCACGGAAGAAGUUCUGGGCUGGGAAGCCCGUGUCUCCCGUGGUGAAGAAGAAGACGGGCGAGCUCUCGGACAAGGUUCUGUCUCUGCAGCGAGGCCUGCGGGAGUUCCAGGGGAAGCUGCUCAGAGACUUGGAAUACAAGAAAGUGAGUGUGACCCUGGACCCGCAGUCGGCCAGCGGGUACCUGCAGCUGUCGGAUGACUGGAAGUGUGUGACCUACAGCGGCAUGUACCACGGUCACUACCUGCACCCCCAGCAGUUUGACUGUGAGCCGGGGGUGCUGGGCAGUAAAGGCUUCACCUGGGGCAAAGUCUACUGGGAAGUGGAGCUGGAGAGGGAUGGCUGGUCUGAGGAUGACGAGGAGGGGGACGAGGAGGAAGAGGGAGAGGAGGAGGAGGAGGAAGAGGAGGAGGUCAGCUAUGGCUACCGACAUGAUGACUGGGAGACGGAUGAAGAUGAGGAGUCUCUGGGGGAAGAGGAGGAGGAGGAGGGAGAGGAGGGGGAGGAGGAGGAAGUCCAAGAGAGCUGCAUGGUGGGGGUGGCCAGGGACUCCCUGAAGAGGAAGGGAGAUCUCUCCUUGAGGCCGGAGGAUGGGGUGUGGGCACUGCGCCUCUCUUCCGCGGGCAUCUGGGCCAACACUGACCCCGAGGCUGAGCUUUUCCCCAGGCUGCGGCCCCGGAGAGUGGGCGUCGCCCUGGAUUACGAAGGGGGCACCGUGACUUUCACCAACGCGGAGUCCCAAGAGCUCCUGUACACCUUCACCACCACCUUCACCAGGCGCCUGGUCCCUUUCCUGUGGCUCAAGUGGCCGGGAACACGCCUCCUGCUGAGACCCUGAGCCCCGACGCCUGCCCUCAGCCCUGCACGCACUGAUGCCUCUUCUCUGGAAGCCCAGGACUCUGGGGGGGUUUGGGGGGGCAGGGCACUUGGGUAGGGCUGCUAUAGUGGGGGACAGCGGACCCCACGCCAGAGCAGCCCCUCCCUGUGACUGUGGCCCCACUCAGUGCUACUGGUCCUUCCAUGCUGCGCAGCCCUAAAAGUUUCCUGUGUGAAAUUUGACCCUGAGGUCCAUGGGGGUCCUGCCACCUUUCUGACCACUGCCCUGGCUCUCCUGGUUGGGUAGGAUGGAAAGCGUCCUUUCCCUGCCCAGUGCAGCAUCUCAUGCCAGCUGUUCUUGGGAAAGUCAGUUGAUGUGACAUCUGUCAAGUCCCAUAGCCCCCCUUGCCCAAAGCCUCUACUGCCAGCUUCUCUGACGCUCUAAACGGACUGGCAGAGUUACACAAACAUGAGCAUGCCCAGAAGGAAAACCUGCUGCGUCUCCUAGGCCGAUUCAGUGGCAGAGGAAUCAUCUCCUGUGAGGUCCAGGGGGCGUCUGCUUCUCGGACCACAGCUGAGUGUAUGAGGUGGGGCUUCCUGGUUUUUUUCGAAGGUUCUCGAUGCAUGUGGCUUUGGGGUAACAUCAAAUGCUUAGUGUGGGCUGGGCCUUGUAAAGAGAAUCCAGAAUAUUCUGCCCUUGAUCAGCCCAAUUUAAAAACCCCAGGGCAAACAUCCGGUCAGACAAACCUUGUCUUGGAGGCUGAUCAGUCUACUAAGCUGGCACUGGUACAGCUCAACAUGCAGGUUCCAUUUCCCUUGGAGAGGGGCUGGGAGUCAAGCCUGGGCUGUGUGGGAGCGGAGAGGGUGGCAGCAGGAGUCGGAGAUGCACCUACUGGGCCUUACUGUCAAGAGGGUUACGGUGUGUCCUUGCUGCCUGCAGGCCAGGUAGCCUUGCUGCUUCAUCCUUCCCCAUUCCAUGCACGGGGCCAGUCCCUCCUGAUCUGCUUUCAAUCCCCCCCACACACAACCACACACACUCUUGUUACCAACCCCAUGGAUCCUGGUGGCCUCUUAGCACACAUGGUCUCAAACUGGCGCUCUUGUAUCACAUGCUGCCUGAGUCACGUCUGAUUUUGCCUCUACUUUUGUAGCCUUGAGGGCAGGUUCCAUAUCUUAUGCUUCUGUAUUCGCCACAGCCCACUGCACCUUAUGCAAUGCUGGGCACAGAGUAGGUGCUCAAUAAAAGCUGACGUGAACAACCUGAUGACGGAUUUUAUACGUAUCUCAAUCACCAGACCUCAGUCAUAUAGAGACCUCCCCUUGAUUGUCCUCAUGCUGUCAUUUCUGGCCCCCACCUUGGGACACCGACCAGCCAAGGCUGAGUUUUACCUUGUCCUCCAUCCCCUGCAGUGGUGGCCCUGAGCUGAGGCCCAGGGUCCGGAGGGUGUGGUAGGCUCCCUGUGAAAGCCGCGGGCAUCAGGCAUGCCAUGGUUCCCCCUGGAGAAUAAGCAGGGCCCCAAAUGCUGCAGAACCUUAGACUGAGCCCUGCCUCCCAGCACCUUGAACUGGGUAGCCCGUGCUGGUCCUCACCGACCUUUUAGAACAUUAAAAAAAAAAAAAAAAACUAUGCAUACAGAACUGGGGUACAGGA
This is a messenger RNA of Condylura cristata (star-nosed mole), 3551 nucleotides long. RefSeq names its product tripartite motif containing 26 (gene TRIM26). The record is from RefSeq and is a predicted model, not a curated record. NCBI's taxonomy places the organism in Eukaryota, Metazoa, Chordata, Mammalia, Eulipotyphla, Talpidae. The transcript is spliced from 9 exons. The coding region runs from base 294 to 1922 and encodes 542 amino acids. Gene Ontology annotation, molecular function: protein binding; zinc ion binding.